AUGGCGUCAACACGGAACUGGAAGGAUGGAGAGAUAGCCUUUCUCAAAGGUGUCGACCAGUUCAACCACACUGAAUACCGUUCCUUAAUCGCAAGCGGCUACAUGCGUGAAGCUACGACUCAACACCCAGUCAUCGUCCUGGAGCACUCUAGUGACUACCAGCACUACUUAAUCACCACGGUCUCAGCCUACGGCUCCAGCCGAGAAAAUUCCUACCUCGCGCCAUGGCGGCAGGCAUGCCACCGCCGAAAGUGUCGCGAGUCUUUCCGCGCGUUCUUCGGCUCAGAAAAACCAUCAGAAGAGCACGAUUAUCUCUGGCUCGAGCCCGGACAGCAGUUCCCAAAGCCCAAGACCUCCUGGGUGUACAUCCGCCUCUGCUUUGUCGUACCCGCAUCCACACUUACGCGCUUCGACAAGACACCGACCCAGCUACGCGUGACGCAGGAGAGCCUCAAGGCUCUCCUCCGGGACAUGAGAAAACUCAGGGGUUUCGACAAGCGGUGGACGGACCCCAGGCAUUUCCGACUCUUCAAACUCAAGCAUGGAGACCACCCGGCGCUGGGAAAGGCCGUGGAGACCGUGCCCAGCACCAACCACUAA
This is a messenger RNA of Durotheca rogersii, 600 nucleotides long. RefSeq lists its product as uncharacterized. The coding region runs from base 1 to 600 and encodes 199 amino acids. The record is from RefSeq and is a predicted model, not a curated record. NCBI's taxonomy places the organism in Eukaryota, Fungi, Ascomycota, Sordariomycetes, Xylariales, Xylariaceae. The transcript has 2 exons.